CUUUUACUCUUUUUUUUUUUCUUCUUCAAAGCACUUUGAAUGGACCUCAUCGACUCGGACUCGGAAUCCAAGCCACAGUCGCAGUCCGAGCUGCCACCGCGGACAAUCAGCGACGAUGAGGUGGACCGGCUUCUGCGCCUGUCGCUGCUGCUCCGUGGGCGCCGCAGCACUGAGGAGAUGCUCAAGCGGCUGCCCCAAGUGCAGUCGGUCGAGGAGCUCGCUGCGGCGAACGCGCUCGACUCUGAGGCUGCGAUCGCCACGCUCAUCCAGCUCUAUCCAGCUGCAGAGACAACCACCCCGCAAAAGUACUUUGAGAUGUACGACCAGCUGGUCCGCUGGGCCCACCAGUCGCUCGAUCUCUACAAGAGCGAGCUCAAGAUUGUCCUCUACCCGCUGUUCGUCCAUUGCUACUUGGACUUGCUCGAACACAACCAUAUUGACGAAGCCAAAAAGUUCUUUGGCAUCCACCGUGGACUCUUCGAAGCCCAGGCUUUCCAUAUGGCCCGCCUUGAGAUGCUGAGCACACCGCAACAGGUGCUCGACAGCGAGGUGGGCACCUUGUUCCGACGAAACAAGUACACGAUGCGAUUAUCUGCCUACUCGUUCGACUUGCUGAUUGCCUUCCUCCACGAAACGCGAUCCAUGCUGCUGAUUGGCCUGAUCAACCACUACAUUAACAUUUCAGUGUUUUUCGGCUCUCCGCUGCAGCCCAUAGAGGCCGAGGCUGCCGCCGGUGUGGUCGACGACCCUUCAAACCGCCUGCCUCUUCGCGUCACGGGCGCGGGCGGCGUUUUGGGGUCGAGCCUCGGACCUGCGACCGGCAGCGGACCGUCAGUGAUGGUUUCGGCAAUUAAUGAGCGAAAGGUGCUCUGGGGCACCCUCCCCGAUAUCCACGAAGUUGAGCUUCUAGUGGACGACGCGGCGUUUCCAGUCCGCCGUCGAGGGCCACCCACCACAGCCGCUCCAAUCAUCCCCAUGCAAGCACCAGCCGCGGGCGAGGUGCCAAACUCGAGCUUUACCAUUCCUGGCACGGCUGUGUCCCACCGCGCCCCGCAGGAUGAGGAAGGACGCCCGCUGCGACCAGACCGCGAGCGCAUUCCUCUUCCACGCGUCAAAGACUCAGACCUCCACGCACGCAUCCACACUCUCCGCGAGACGCGACAGCGCGUUGCCCUCGGUGGCACCGGAGCGCUUCCGACGACUGCGUUCUACACAAUGCUCAACGCCAACCGCGAAGUCAACUGCAUCAACUUUUCGGAAGACACCGAGCUCAUGGCGGCUGGAUUUUCCGACUCGCACGUUCAAGUUUGGAAUCUUCGCGGCGACAAAUUCCUCCCAUUGAAGUCGGGCGCCGAUCUCGACGCCGUCCCGGACGUCAGCAGCAUUACCAUUGACGACCUGGUUGAUCGUUCGCCGGCCGCGAUGCUUGCUGCCUCCGAAACGCGCAGCUUGAUGGGCCAUUCGGGCGCUGUCUACUCGACAGACUUUUCCACUGACAAUCGAUUGCUUCUUUCCGCCUCGCAAGACAGCACCGUACGACUCUGGUCGCUCGAAACCAUGUCCAAUCUUGUCGUGUACCGUGGUCACCUGUCGCCCGUCUGGUCUGUGUCGUUCGCCUCGGUCGGACACUACUUUGCGAGCGCCUCUCACGAUCGCACGGCACGGCUCUGGAGUUGCGAGGAGAUUUAUCCCCUGCGCAUUUUCGCUGGCCAUGAGAGCGAUGUUGAUGUCGUCAAGUUCCACCCGAACUGCAACUAUGUCGCCACCGGCUCAAGCGAUCGAACAGUCCGACUGUGGGACGUGCAGUCUGGCGAGUGCGUGCGCUUGUUCACGGGCCACACUGGCGCCGUCAUGUCGCUUGCCAUCUCUCCUGACGGCAAGUACAUUGCCAGCAGCGGAGUCGACAAGACUGUCAUUUUGUGGGAUCUUGGCUCUGGGCGCCGAGUUUCUACCUUUUCUGGCCACGCGAAUGUUGUUUAUUCGCUCGAUUUUUCAAUUGAGGGAUCGCUUCUUGCAAGUGGUAGCGCCGAUAGCACAGUCCGCAUCUGGGACGUCAAAGCUGCAGUCUCCUCAGCCGCCUCUUCCAGCAACGCAACAGCUCGCAGGCCGCCAAAUGCGAAGGCCGCCAUCACCUCGCCUGAGCUGCUGACCACUUACAACACCAAAUCUACUCCUGUAUCCUGCUUGCGAUUUUCGCAUCGCAACCUGUUGUUUGGCGCUGGCGUGUUCCAAGCAUGAUGUUAGGAUAGUUAAAAAAAAAAAAAGUGUUGUUGAUCUGCUUGAUCUGCUUUAUCUUGAAAAAAUUUCGAACCAAACGCCAA
Messenger RNA from Capsaspora owczarzaki ATCC 30864, 2321 nucleotides. Its product is annotated as TBP-associated factor 5. Gene Ontology annotation, cellular component: transcription factor TFIID complex. The transcript has 5 exons. NCBI's taxonomy places the organism in Eukaryota, Filasterea, Ministeriida, Capsasporidae. Gene Ontology annotation, molecular function: protein binding; RNA polymerase II general transcription initiation factor activity. Gene Ontology annotation, biological process: transcription initiation at RNA polymerase II promoter. Bases 40 to 2238 code for a protein of 732 amino acids. The record is from RefSeq and is a predicted model, not a curated record.